AUGAGUUCGUCCGUAAACUGGUUGCGCCAAACGCACCAACUUUUCUUCUUGAAAUCUAUCUAUCUAUCUAUCUAUCUAUCUAUCUAUCUAUCUAUCUAUCUACCUAUCUAUCUAUCUAUUCCUCCUUUCCUCUCAUUGCCAUUCAACCCUUUUUUUUUUUCGUUAUUAUUCUUACAUUUUUGUUUUUUACUUUUGUUAAAUUCUUUUAUUUAUUUUCUCUUUCUUCUUGAACGUUUUCUCAGUUCUUGCCGCUUCACUUGGGUCAGCGUCUCUUCUGCUAUAAUUUUUAAAAUUCUCUACACUUCCCACUUCUCUCUCGCUUUCUCUUCACUUCUCCCUCUCUUCAAUUCUUCUCCCUCUUCACUUCUCCUCUCUCUUCAAUUCUUCUCCCUCUCCACUUCUCCUCUCUCUUUCUGUUUCUCCUUUAAUAGAUUUUCCGCCUUCCGAUUCUCUUUUUAUUCCUUUAGCAUUUCUUUUCGUCUUCUCAAUUUUACACUUUCUCUUUUUUUCAUAAAUCUGUCUUUCUUCUCUAUCUUUUUUCCAUUUUGUCCCUUCUGCUUCUCAUUCAUAUCUAUCUACCGUAAUCUGUUAAUUCUAUCUAUCUAUCUAUCUAUCUAUCUAUCUAUCUAUCUAUCUAUCUAUCUAUCUUUUUCGCGCUUUCUCUCCUCUCUCGCACUUUUAUACCUGUCUUUCCUAUAUUUCUCUCUUUGCUUUCCAGCAUCUAUCUAUCUAUCUAUCUAUCUAUCUAUCUAUCUAUCUAUCUAUCUAUCUAUGCUUUCUGGUCACAUGACUAUCAGUGUAGUGUGA
This is a messenger RNA of Acanthosepion pharaonis, 807 nucleotides long. Lineage: Eukaryota; Metazoa; Mollusca; Cephalopoda; Sepiida; Sepiidae. The record is from the annotation of a GenBank genome assembly.